Messenger RNA from Boeremia exigua, 1020 nucleotides. RefSeq lists its product as uncharacterized. The record is from RefSeq and is a predicted model, not a curated record. Bases 1 to 1020 code for a protein of 339 amino acids. NCBI's taxonomy places the organism in Eukaryota, Fungi, Ascomycota, Dothideomycetes, Pleosporales, Didymellaceae. The transcript has 2 exons.
AUGCAUUCCAAACUCAGUCUCGUCUUUGCAGCUCUCUUAUCCACAAUCCUUGCCGGUCCAACAGUCGUUCGAGCUCCCAAGCCGCAGCUGCCCAAAAGUCCCAGCUGGCUCGAAAAUGUUGCAGUUCGAAGCAAUGGUGACCUGCUGGUGACACAGUUCAACCCCGCGCCUGUCCUAUACACGGCGAAGGACCCGGCAUCGGGUAAAGCGACUCUGGAGACCGUGUACGAGUUUACGACCAUCACCAAGAUCCUCGGCAUCAUUGAAACACUGCCAGACACUUUUGUCAUCGUCGGCGGCAACGCAACAGCGAAUGCAACCGGGUUCGCUGGCACCUUUUCUGCGUGGGAAGUAAAGUUUUCGAAGAGCGUAGCGCGGACCAAGAAGAUUGCCGACAUUCCAGACUCCAUGUUCCUCAAUGGUGUUGUCAGUCUGCCGGACGCUCCGCACGUAGUCUUGAUCGCAGACAGCCAAUUCGGACUGCUGUUUAGGCUGGACACCAAGAGCGGAAAACACGAGAUUAUCGCCGAUCGGCCACAGUUCAAGUCGGACGCCCAGCGCUUCAACCAGACAGUGGGUUUCGGGAUCAACGGAGUUAAGAUCAGAGACGGGUAUCUGUACUGCUCCAACUCCGAUCUCAUCAACAUAUACCGCGUGCCAAUUACCAAAGACGGCUACAUUGCGCAGGGCGGCAAGGCCCCGGUUGAGCUGUACGCGGACCUCAAUCCCGUGACGACUUUUCUGGACGACUUCGAAAUCGGCAAAGAUGGAACGCUGUGGGUUGUCACAAAUAGCGCCAACACAGUCGUCGCAGUAUCGCCGAAAGACCGCAAGCCCCGGGUGGUGGUAGGUGCGAAAGACCAGUUGACGGUUGCGGGCGGAACGGGCGCAGCCUUCGGGCGCACGGCCCAGGACAAACACGUGCUUUAUGUCAGUACGACAGGAGGGCUAGCGGCGCCGAUCAACGGAACUAUAGUGGAGCCUGGCAAAGUAGAAGGCAUCGAUACGCGAGGAUGCUGA